AUGGCUACAGCUCUCUUUGGCGGCUGCUCCUUUGCCUUAAGGAUUGAUUCAAGCAGCCCUCGGGGUGUGCAUGUGAGGAGAAGCGCGGUAAUGGGAAAGAAUACCGAGUCUAAAGAUGAGGGGCGUGAGCCUUCUGGAGAUUUCCUGAGGAGGAGGGGAGCUCUGGUUUCCGGGCUAUCUCUGAUUUCUUCGGCGGUGUUGGGUUUCCCCGGGGAAGGGUUGGCUGUCAAGCAGGGUCUUCUUGCAGGAAGGAUCCCGGGCUUGUCCGAACCGGAUGAUAAUGGUUCGUCCCUUCCGUUUCCCCUGUUCUAGUCGCGUAUUUCAUGAGCACUGCCCAGCCUGCAAGUAAAUACGGUGAUUCCAGAGUUCUACCAUCCGUAGAUUCGAGACAACCGGCGUUCGUUCACCAAAGGAAAUCCAAUAAAAUCCAAGUCCAACGCUGCAAUUUCUUAGGAUGAUUUUGUCUAAGAAAGUUACAAAGCUCUAACUCUCUCUCUCUCUCUCUCUCUCUCUCUCUCUCUCUCUAUCUAUCUAUAUAUAUAUAUAUACAUAUAUUAUGUUUAUUUAUUUAUUUUUGCAUUCAGAUAUACAUUUAUAAGUCAAUACGCAAACAUAUCUCAAAUGAGAUUCCGAGUAGAUCUUCUUUGUUUGAUAAAGUUGAGUACUUAAGCCUUUGGGGUGCUUCAUGUAGAUGAUUUCAGUACAAUCAAAGGUUUAAUUUUUGUAGUUCAAAGCAAUAAAAUCUCUAAAGCAGAAACCAUGAAAUCACCAAGAUUGCUACCCUGGCUUCCUGGGGAAAAAUCCAAAAUCUUUUCAGUGCAUUCGAUCAGGUUGUGUUUAUCAUAAAAUAUUCACGUGUGCAUGUAUACUAUAUGCUCUAUUUAUAUCUUGCUCAGACAGGUUGGAGGACAUACCGUAGACCAGAUGAGAAGUCCGGAGGACAUGGAGUUGGCUGGAGUCCAAUCAUCCCGUACUCGUUUGCAGUUCCCGAAGGAUGGGAAGAGGUAUAUCUCAACAAGAAACCAGAUUUUACAAGGACUAAAUCUGAUUUGCGUCGUCCCAUUGCUCCCAUGCAUCUGAUUGACGUAGAUCGGUUUUCCUAGGUCCCUGUAUCAAUUGCAGACCUUGGCGGCACUGAGAUUGAUCUGAGAUUUGCAAACUCUAAAGAAGGACGCUUAUUUAUUAUCGUAGCUCCUGUUCUCCGAUUUUCAGGUGAGAAAUCCCGCUUCCUGUUUGUGUUCUAUUUUCCCUUUUUUUCACGCGAAAAUAUGGGCUCUCUAUUUGUAUUCUGUCAACGCUCUUGACAGCAUCCUUCCCAAGAAGCUCCAAAUUUUCAAGGGUAUCCCCCAGGUAUAGUCUUCAAAGGGAAAAACUUAGUACAGGCAAGCAUAAUUACCCUUGCAUAAUGCCAAGAAGUCUCACAUAAACGAAGGAAAACAGCAUGCCAGACGUAGAUCCUGUUGGGCAUCAGAAGAGCAAUAAGAGCCAGUAUCUACCCAGUAGAGCAUCUUGACUCUGAACACUGAACACCAGAGAGAAGCAGACUGUGAAGGAUGGUGGAGAGAAACAGGAGGCACCAACCGAGUGCUAAAGUUUUUGUAAGCCCACUAAAAAUUUUCGGCAGUCAGAGUCUAACCUUAUGGGAUCGCGUGCAUUCAUCCUUGUUUUGGAGGCAAUGCCCGUGAGGAAGAAUAGACGUUGUUCUUCCUUCGUCUUCGAUCUCCUUCGAGUAUUGCCUGAUGAGGUCAUUUCGGUUGAUCCACCCAAGAUUCACACGCCGCUUCUGUUCUGGUGAUGUUUCUGGUUCAGAUACUCUCGGAGAUGAUGUGACAAUAGAGAAGAUUGGGCCACCGGAGAAGGUGAUCAGCGCCUUUGGCCCAGAGGUCAUCGGAGAAAACGUAGAAGGCAAGGUUUUAAGCAUGCAAGUGGCCGAACAUAUGGGGAGGACAUAUUACCAGUUUGAGCUGGAACCGCCCCACGUGCUAAUUACAGCCACUGCAGCAGGAAACCGGCUCUACUUGUUCAAUGUGACGGCCAACGGUAAGAGCUGUUCUUCGCUGUUCUUCGACUGGUCUUUCCAUGGCGAAGUAUACCUUCACCUGCCUGUGAUGGUUCUUUCAGGUCUUCAGUGGAAGAAGCAUUACAACGACUUGAAGAGGAUCUCGGAUUCCUUCCGAGUCGUCUAA
Messenger RNA from Spirodela intermedia, 2186 nucleotides. Lineage: Eukaryota; Viridiplantae; Streptophyta; Magnoliopsida; Alismatales; Araceae. The record is from the annotation of a GenBank genome assembly.